Molecule: messenger RNA, 925 nt
Organism: Hippocampus zosterae (dwarf seahorse)
Lineage: Eukaryota; Metazoa; Chordata; Actinopteri; Syngnathiformes; Syngnathidae
Gene: ndufv2
Product: NADH:ubiquinone oxidoreductase core subunit V2
Exons: 8
Coding region: 117-842 (241 amino acids)
Biological process (GO): mitochondrial electron transport, NADH to ubiquinone
Molecular function (GO): NADH dehydrogenase activity
Source: RefSeq, a predicted model, not a curated record
CGAUCGGCCUCAGACUAACGUCAGUCCUAGUUAAUCAAGCGUCGAAUCGCUCAUGUUUCGAUCUGCGGUCGUCCUGUACGUUUGACCCAAUCGGGACCCAACGGCCAAUUCUCGGGAUGUAUUUGUCCUCUCUGGCUCGAUCUGCGGUGGUGCAGACGGUGAGGGGUUUUCACCGAUCUGCUGCUCGCACUGGAGCUGGGGGGAUUUUCGUGCACAGAGACACGCCGGACAACAAUGCCGACACGCCGUUCGAGUUCACCGAGGAGAACAAGAAGAGAAUCGAAGCUAUCAUUUCAAUGUACCCCGUUGGCCACAAGCAAGCAGCUACCAUCCCCGUAUUGGAUUUGGCCCAGAGGCAACACGGGUGGCUCCCCGUCAGCGUCAUGAACAAGGUGGCUGAGGUGCUUGAGAUCCCUCCGAUGAGGGUGUAUGAGGUGGCCACCUUCUAUACCAUGUUCCUGCGCCAGCCUGUGGGCAAGUACUUCAUCCAGAUCUGCACCACCACGCCGUGCAUGCUCUGCAACUCGGACGGCAUCCUGGAGGCCAUCAAGAACAAAUUGGGUAUCAAGGUCGGCGAGACGACGGCGGACAAGAUGUUUACGCUAAUCGAAGUGGAAUGCCUCGGCGCCUGUGUCAACGCGCCCAUGGUGCAGAUCAAUGACAACUAUUAUGAGGACCUCACCCCAAAGGACAUAGAGCAUAUUAUUGAUGAGCUCCAAGCAGGCAGAGUCCCGCCUCCAGGGCCCAGAAGUGGCCGUUUCUCAUGUGAGCCUGCUGGUGGACUGACCUCAUUGACCGAACCUCCAAAAGGGCCCGGCUUUGGCGUGAGGCCGGACUUGUAGUAGACUUGUUGCUUUGUUGUUCAAAACAAGAUGAUAGUCUUGUUUGAUGGGAACAUAUUAUGUAAAUAAAUUAAAUGACUGUA